Messenger RNA from Saccoglossus kowalevskii, 4088 nucleotides. RefSeq lists its product as uncharacterized. Gene Ontology annotation, molecular function: zinc ion binding; ATP binding. The record is from RefSeq and is a predicted model, not a curated record. Lineage: Eukaryota; Metazoa; Hemichordata; Enteropneusta; Harrimaniidae.
UGGGGAUCAGCACACCACCUUACUAACUUCCUGUGUGAUGCCCUGAUUGUUUAUAGUUUAGUGUUGAGUGAUAUAGAAAACAGACUGGAGCAGAGCGUCCUUGGGUGUACAUCUUACAGUCCCCAUCUCCAAGUUUAAGUACUUCAUCAUGGUGAAAAAUACAUAUGGUAAAACUGCCUGGGGAAAGGCAUUUCUAGAUGCUAUGGGGAGAAUAGAUAUGAAUGCCAGAUUGGGAAGAGGUAAAAGUUAUGCAAAUACUGGUAAAGUGGUGAAAAUCACUAUCAAUGGAUCACAGGUCAAGGCAAAGGUGAUGGGGCAAAUGAUAUAUACAGUAGAUGUGUUGUAUGAAAACUUCAAACAAGCCAAGAAAAACAUUGUGUAUUCCUUAAUUGAACAGAAUCCAUUACUAUAUGGCCAUAUAAUCAAUGGUGAACUACCUGCUGAGCUGAUUGGAAUGAUUGAAGAGGCGAAGGUGAAUUUGUUUCCCCAACGUUGGAGUGAUAUGAAAGCCAAGUGCAGUUGUCCAGACUUUGGUAAUCCUUGUAAGCACAUGGCAGCAGUAUAUUUCCUGAUCACGUCAGAAAUUGACAAGAAUCCUUUUACAUUGUUCACCCUACAUGGUAUGGAUCUUGUUAAACAUUUCAAUAUUAAAGUGUCUGAGACUGAACCAGGAUACCCACUGCCAAUUCAUCCAGCUAAACAUGUUAAGGAUGAGAUCGAUGAGACCGACGGAGAAUUUGACCACAUGAAUGAACUAAAGAAGUGUGAACUGUUGAAGAUUCCAUCUUUGUCAGGAUUUAUUUUAGACUGUCUGAGUAGUAAUCCACCGUUCUCAUCACAGUUGGACUACAAAGAGGUUAUGCAGGAAUUCUACAGCUUUACUGCCAAGAAAGGACGAGAGAUGUUAAUGCGACUGAGUGGUGCUGGCAGCAAAGAAGAAGGCUGGCUCUCAGAAUUAGAUUUGGAUGACGUACAUCGUGUUCUAUCACAGAGUGAAUUUCGUCUGUCAUUGGAUGAUAAGUUUAAUAGUAGAUCUGUGUGGAUACAUAAUGAAUUGUGGGAUGAAGAUUUGAAUCCAAAUCAGUUGUUUCAAAGCAUGCCAUUUACAACUGAGAUGCUACAGGAAGAUGGUUUGUCACAGAGAUGGGUAAAGCUGGACAUAUUGAUUGCAAUACAGUUGUUGUUUCAUAUCAGCAAUGACUUUGGAAGUUCUAGUUAUCACUAUUUUUUCUAUGCAAGUCGUGUUGCGUUACAAAUCAUGUCAGGACAGGCCUUCGUUCCUGAUGUGCUGCCUCUUACCACUCAUGGUGAUGAAAAGAUUGCUAAUUUUAAGAUUAUUUGGAAACCUCUGUUUACUUGUAGCACAGUGGAAGAACAGCUCAACAAAUUGGCAAAUCUUUAUCCAGGUAAGCCAUGUGUGAAUGUUGGUAAGAAAGACCUGGACGGCAAGUCAGCUGGUUUGCAUUUCAUGUCUGUAGUCUUCACUCGCUACGUUCGAGAUCUUGGAUUCAUGCAUAAAAAACUGAAGAAUAGUCCUCCCAAAGAAUCUUUGGCAUUCUUCCAUGGUAACAUAUUUCAAGUACUCUCUCUAGCAGAGAAGAGCAUUCCCAAGUCUAUUGCAAAGUACUUUGGUGUUUUUGAUUUGAUGAAGACUGACUUUGAAGUAUCUGUGCAUGUGAAUCAGCUUGCUGGGAAUAUAUCUAUUAAGCAAGAAUAUGAUGAUGUGGAUCUUGGCAUGUCUUUGAUAGAUGAGUAUCAAAUGGGUUUGUGGUUAAAACCUAAGAAAGUUGACCGUGCUGAAAGUCUCCCUGUACGAACGUACAUGAAACGUUAUCCGAAUACGAGAAAUCAGGUGUUAAAGUUUCUGUCCACUCUGGUGCCGUACUUGAAUCAAGUAGAACGAUUGAUGAUAUCUGAUGCUGUACCAAUGUCUAGUGAUGAUCUGGAAUCUUUUAUACUGGAAACCAUCAGAAUUUUCACCAACCUUGGUGUUAAAGUUGUCCUGCCAAAAGAACUCAUGAAAGUUUUGAAACCCAGAGCUGUAAUACAUGCUGAAAGCAAGGACAGUUUGUCUGGAGCCAGUCAUCAAAGUUUCUUUACACUCGACCAGAUGUUAUCCUAUGAUUGGAAGAUUGCUAUUGGUGACGAGGUGAUAUCUGUAGCAGAGUUUCAGAAAAUGGUGCAGGCUGGCAAUAAAUUGGUAAAGUUCAAGGAUAAAUAUGUGUCAAUCAGUCCUGAAGAGAUGAGAAAUAUUCUGUCUAGUGUACAGAAACAGAUACCAAAGAUGUCAGCAUUGGACUUACUCAAAGAGUCUCUUGUGGUGGAUUCUCCAUUCCAUCUGUCAUCCGAUGUAGAAGGUUUCUUGAAACGCCUUAUCAGAGUUUCUGACUUCCCUGUACCCGCUGAGUUAAACGCUACACUACGUAAAUACCAAGUAAAUGGUUUCAAAUGGAUGGUUUCUAAUCUUCUCAAUGGAUUUGGGGUGAUAUUAGCUGAUGAUAUGGGUCUGGGUAAAACUAUUCAGACAAUCACCACAAUAUUACACUUAAAGCUGACUGGUCAACUGGUCAAACCGGUACUGUUAGUAGUGCCAACGAGCGUAAUGAGUAACUGGGAGAGGGAAGUAAAGAGAUUCGCACCAUGCUUGACAGUAGAGAAGUACUAUGGUACUGGCAGAGCAUUACCAAUUGACUCAAUGGAUGGUUAUGACAGUACAGAACCCGUACGUAAACGUAGGAAGACCAGCAGUAAUGGCAGCGAUAUUAUAAUGACAACCUAUCAACUGCUCUGGAGAGAUGUGGAGGUGCUACAGAAAAUGAAAUUUGGAAUGAUAGUUAUUGAUGAGGCUCAACACAUCAAGAACUUCAAAUCACAGACCAGUAAGUGUCUGAAGAAGAUCAAAUCACCGAUGCGUGUUGCUUUGUCCGGUACACCAGUGGAAAACAAACUGUCUGAACUGUGGUCUGUGUUUGACUUUGCUAUUCCAAAGUAUCUUGGCACUAUAAAGGACUUCAGUGACAACCUUGCUAAACCAAUUGAAAUUGAGAGAGAUCCAGAAAAGCUGUGUAUCCUGAAAUCCAUCACUGCACCAUUCUUGAUGAGAAGACUUAAAACUGAUAAGAAUAUAAUCAAAGAUCUACCAGAUAAGGUUAUAGACAACAAGUAUGUAAGUCUGUCUACAGAACAGGCUGCCCUCUAUGAGAGCUUAGUACGAGAGAUGAUGCAGAAAAUCAUUGAGUGCAAAGAGAAAGGACAGAGGAACAAAUACAUCUUUAAAAUCCUGACACACCUGAAACAAAUCUGUAAUCAUCCAGCCAACUACCUUGACAGUAAACCAUCCAUAGUAGAGCACUCUGGAAAGAUGAAAAUGUUGGUUGAAUUGUUAGAACCAAUACUGCAGCAGGGAGAGAAAGUGUUGAUCUUCUCCCAGUAUGUUAGAAUGAUAUCACUAAUGGCCAAGAUGCUGGAACACCACUUCCACAUUAAACCACUAACCUUAGAAGGUUCCAUGUCGCAGAUUAAGCGUGAUAAAGUCAUCCACGCCUUCAAGACUGAACCACAUCAACAGGUGUUUAUUAUCUCCCUGAAAGCAGGUGGCACUGGAUUGAACUUGACAGAAGCAAAUCAUGUGAUACAUUAUGACCUGUGGUACAACCCGGCAGUAGAAAACCAGGCAACAGACAGAGCAUAUCGUAUUGGGCAGUCCAAGUCUGUCUUUGUCUAUCGAAUGAUUACAGAGAAGACAUUUGAAGAAAGGAUAGAUGAGAUGAUUGUAAAGAAGAAAGAUCUGUCUGACUUGUCGGUUAACGUUGGUGAGCAAUGGAUCGGCAGUAUGAGUAAUGAUGACCUCAGAGCUUUGUUUAGCAGAGGAUAAGAGUCUGGAUAUAGUUCCAGUUUUGGCUACUGCAGCUCAUAUUAGCUCAUUAAGCUUAAGGCAGAAAUCCAAGCCAGUAAUUAAGCAUUUUUCCGUUACAUACAACUGAGAAUACCAUAAUCGAAAAAAUUGGUACAAAGCAUUUUAAAGAAUUAUGGUAAACUACUUUCAUUUCACAAGACAAAUUUGUGUCAGUCGGAAAACUCAUUCAAAC